AUGGAGCCUGCCAAUUGUCCAAACUGUGCGACGGAUUCCCCAUCUUCCUCGGAAGGCAGAGACUAUGAUCGCACCAUGAAUUUCGGGGUGGUGAUGGGCGUAUUGGGUGGAAUGGCUUUGGUAAUGCUGUUCGUUCUCAUCGCCGUCCCACUUGCCAGAUGCCGCAGGAGAAGAACGGGCGUGAGCACACGGGAGGAUGUUGAGACCAGUUUUCUCACUUCCCGGCGAUCUUCCUUCCGCAAUCAAAAGAUGCCGUCCGGACCGGACGCUUUUCUGCCCCUCAUUGAUCCAGUCUCGACUUUCACCUGGUCAGAUCUCCACACAAAGAACUUGAGGACAGACUCGAUGGAUCAGGCGGCUACUUACUCCUUCCCCACCGACAAGGCCCCCACUUCGCACAAGAGCCGGGGGCGACGUUCGUCGUCGGUGGAGGAUGAGAUGGCGGAACACACUGAGGACCGUGCGUGUCCGAGCCACACAGUGACACCUGCCGUCCGCAGUCCGACACCACCGGGACUCCCGUCCAAGAUUGACGCCAACACAGCUGCAGGCAGGCGCUCACCCUCUUCCGUCUGUCCCUUAUCUACCGACGCCGGUGGCGCGAUCCCGCCAAUGCUCCCGUUGUCCCCAGUUUCGCCUGCAUCUACGACUCCUGUGAGGAGUUCUAGCCGUUCUAGAUGGGCUGCUCAGAAACCGGGCAUGGAUCCCGUUAUUGAAGACAGUGGCGAUGUGUCUACCCCAUCGCGCCGGUUACCCUCACCCCCUACCUCACCUGACCAAACACAACCCAAGUGGAAGAGUGGACGGCGUGCUAGCCUUACGAGUACAUCGUCAACGCCUACGACCCUGCCAUUCCGUCCUCGCUCUGGGACUGGUCCUUCGUUACCUCUGACAUCGGCGUUCAAAACAAGCGUUCGAUCGUCCGCAUCGCAGCGGUCCGACACUCAUCGUUAUGCUUCGACCUCCACCUCUCCAUAUCCCCCGCCUCGAUCGCGUCCCAGUUCAGUAUCGAUGGAGGUUACACAGCAGACCGCUCCAGAAGUACCAAGGCCCGUCGACGAGUUCCGACGGUUGAGUACGACCGACAUACGACAUCGCCAUCCUCCUGAACGGAGUAUUUCCCCUGGAUCCAUGCACUCAUCGCGCGCAUUUGUCCGCUCUUCCGAGGCCGGAUCAUCACGGUUUAGUGCACACACACGAGGCGCAUCGCUGUCAUCCCUUGCGCCCUUCUCUCCCUCUCCCUUGAACUCCGCUAUUCCACCCCCUCAUAUACCGUACUCCACCACCGGUAGGCGGUCGCAACCGCCCAGUGUGGUUUGGAAGCAGCAGCUUCCCCAGCCCCAGCCCCAGCCCCAGCCCCAGCCCCAGCAGCCUGCGUUGGUCAAACGGAGAGACAGUUUGGCGCUGCGCCCAUUGCCACCUUCCGCAUUCAUCGCCUCGCCGCCCAACAGUCCGCCUCGUGCUCCCUCAACGCGCAGCAGAUCUAACAGCGUGAAGACGGAAAAUAGCCUCCCGUCGCGCCUCCCUCCGUUUGAUCCGUUACCGCCACUGCAAUUUGACCGCAAAUUUCAACCCGAGGACAGGGAGGGUGUGGAAAGGGAGUCUGUAUCAUCCCAUCGUGAACAUGCACCAUAG
Messenger RNA from Sparassis crispa, 1635 nucleotides. RefSeq lists its product as hypothetical. The transcript is spliced from 2 exons. The record is from RefSeq and is a predicted model, not a curated record. Lineage: Eukaryota; Fungi; Basidiomycota; Agaricomycetes; Polyporales; Sparassidaceae. The coding region runs from base 1 to 1635 and encodes 544 amino acids.